GGUUCCAGGGCAUGCUAAUGAGGGGCUGGUCGCCGCCGCCCAUUGGCCGGCCGCGGAGUGUCGGUGAAGUCAGCUCGGAGUAGCAGAAAAACAGAGCGGGGCUGACUGCAGCGUGGAGCGCGAGCCGGGCUGGACGCGCGCAGCCCUCGCCGGAGACCCGCGAGGAAUUGGCAUCCACUGGAAGAAUCUGCAAGCCUCUCUCUGCCCAGAGCUCCAGGACCAAUGUGUCUUCCCACUACCAUAAACCACUGAGCCAUCCCGAGCUGCAGCUGUAGAGGACUUGCCCUCCAGCAGCAUGAGUUCUGAAUGUGAUGUUGGAAGCUCUAAAACUGUUGUGAAUGGCUUGGUACCUGGCAGCCAUGGGCAAGACAAAGCAACCGCCGACCCUUUCCGCACUCGUUCUGUUUCUGCUGUUCAAAUCAUUCCUGUGAAGACAGUGAAAAGCCCUUCAGGGCUAGUACUCCCUCCAGACAUGGACCCUACAAAAAUCUGCACUGGAAAAGGAACAGUGACUCUUCGAGCCUCCUCUUCCUACAGGGAAUCCCCAAGCAGCAGCCCUGUGAGCCCUCAGGAAUCUCCGAAGCAUGAAAGCAAGUCAGGCCUGGAGCCAGAGGACCCUUCAGCAGAUGAGUGGAGACUUUCUGCCAGUGCCGAUGCCAAUGGUAACGCCCAGCCCUCCCCACUUGCUGCCAAGGGCUAUAGAAGUGUGCAUCCCAGCCUUUCUACUGACAAGCCCCAGGAUGCCACCUCCUCCAGCCCAGCCCCGUCUGAGAGGCGGCCCCACCACAGCCAGCCAGCCAGUGCUUGUGGCUCCCUCCCCCCUGCUAGCCAGAGGCCACCACCCUCACCACCACCUCCGCUGGUCCCUCCCAUACCGGAGGACAUCCACAGAGGCUUGGAGCCUGACCUCCCGGGAGCUGUCUCAAGUACCGGCAGUCCUUUACUAAAUGAAGUUUCUUCUUCCCAUAUUGAAACUGAUUCCCAAGCCUUCCUUCCAACAAGCAAACCGUCAUCUGCCUACCCCUCCACCACAAUCGUCAACCCCACCAUUGUGCUCCUACAGCACAAUCGAGAACAGCAAAAACGGCUCAGUAGUCUUUCAGAUCCUGCCUCAGAGAGAAGAGUGGGUGAGCAGGACUCAGUGCCAACCCCGGCAGAACUCCCCUCGCCUAGCAGGGCUGCUGAGAGGAGAGUUAAAGAUGACAGCAGGCGGGUGGUGAAGAGUGCACAGGACCUCAGCAAUGUGUCUAUGGAUGAAGUGGGCAUCCCACUGCGGAAUACCGAGAGAUCGAAAGACUGGUACAAAACCAUGUUUAAACAGAUCCACAAGCUGAACAGAGACACUCCUGAAGAAAACCCUUAUUUCCCUACGUACAAAUUCCCUGAACUUCCUGAAAUCCUGCAAAAUUCUGAAGAGGACAAUCCUUAUACUCCUACCUACCAGUUUCCUGCAACUACUCCUAGUCCUAAGUCUGAAGAUGACGACUCUGAUCUGCCCUCUCCUCGAUACUCCUUUUCUGAAGACGCAAAGUCUCCCCUUUCUGUGCCUCGUUCAAAGAGUGAGAUGAACUACAUUGACGGGGAGAAAGUAGUGAAGAGGUCGGCCACACUCCCCCUCCCAGCCCGCUCCUCCUCACUGAAGUCCAGCCCAGAGAGAAACGACUGGGAGCCCCCAGAUAAGAAAGUGGAUACAAGAAAAUACCGAGCAGAACCCAAAAGCAUUUACGAGUAUCAGCCGGGCAAGUCUUCCGUUCUGACCAGUGAGAAGAUGAGUCGGGAUAUAAGCCCAGAAGAGAUAGAUUUAAAGAAUGAACCUUGGUAUAAAUUCUUUUCGGAAUUGGAGUUUGGGAAACCGCCUCCCAAAAAGAUAUGGGACUAUACUCCUGGAGACUGCUCUAUCCUUCCUAGAGAGGAUAGAAAGACUAAUCUAGAAAAAGAUCUCAGCUUCUGCCAAGCAGAGUUAGAGGCAGAUUUAGAGAAAGUGGAGACGGUUAAUAAGUCACCCAGUGCAAACUCGCCACAGAGCUCAGCAGUCAGCCCGACUCCAGAUGUUACAUCAGAGCCUCCUGGAUAUAUAUACUCUUCUAACUUCCAUGCAGUGAAGAGAGAACCAGAUGGGACCCCCGGGGUUCUUGCUAGCUUGGAGAAUGAGAGGCAGAUUUAUAAAAGUGUCUUGGAAGGUGGUGACAUCCCUCUUCAGGGCCUGAGUGGGCUCAAGCGACCCUCCAGCUCAGCUUCCACUAAAGAUUCGGAGUCACCACGACAUUUUAUACCAGCUGAUUACUUGGAGUCCACAGAAGAAUUUAUCCGGAGACGACAUGAUGAUAAAGAGAUGAGACCUGCCCGAGCCAAAUUUGACUUUAAAGCCCAGACGCUGAAGGAGCUGCCUCUGCAGAAAGGGGACAUUGUUUACAUCUACAAACAGAUUGAUCAGAACUGGUACGAAGGUGAACACCAUGGCCGGGUGGGAAUCUUCCCACGCACCUAUAUCGAGCUUCUGCCUCCAGCUGAGAAGGCUCAGCCCAGAAAGUUGGCACCUGUGCAGGUUUUGGAGUAUGGAGAAGCCGUUGCUAAGUUUAACUUUAAUGGUGAUACACAAGUAGAAAUGUCCUUCCGAAAGGGUGAGAGGAUCACACUGCUCCGCCAGGUGGAUGAGAACUGGUAUGAAGGGAGGAUCCCUGGGACGUCCCGCCAAGGCAUCUUCCCCAUCACCUAUGUAGACGUGCUUAAGAGGCCGUGGGUGAAAAACCCUGGGGGUUACAUCGACCUGCCUUAUUCUUCCUCCCCGAGUCGCAGUGCCGCUGCGAGCCCACAGUGUACUAGUCACAGCAAGCUCAUCAUGCCAGCCCCUUCAUCUCUACCCCACCCCCGCCGAGCCCUGUCCCCUGAGAUGCACGCCAUCACCUCCGAGUGGAUCUCGCUGACUGUUGGGGUCCCAGGCAGGCGUUCUCUGGCCAUGACACCACCCUUGCCUCCUCUGCCUGAGGCUUCUGUCUAUGACACGGACCACUUGACCUUGUCAGCGAGGGCCCAUCCCUCCCUGCCACUCAGCCUCCCCUAUUCAGGUCGGUCAGCGGAUUCCCCGCUGGCCCUGCCUCCACCCCACAAAGCCUACUCCCUGGCACCCAGUGCCCAGGCUCCUCUUCACGUCAAUGGAGAUGGUGGUGUUCACAUCCACCAAGAUGGCUUCUCUCAGCCACCACUUGGGAACUCUGAUAGGGUCAUCUCAGAGCUUAGUGGUGCCUUUAGCAGCCAGAGCAAGAGACAGCCCUGGCGAGAAGAUGGACCUUAUGAGAGGAAAGCAGAGAGCGAGGCAGGGGAGAGAUGCCCUGGUGGACCCAAGAUCUCUAAGAAGAGCUGCUUGAAACCAUCAGACGUGGUCAGGUGCCUGAGUUCUGAGCAGAGACUCUCAGAGUUCCACACUCCUGAUCACAGCCAGUCCUUCAAGCCUCUGGGUAGCCCUUUCCCAGCAUGGGAGGCUGGGCCACCAGAGCUUCACAGAGGUAUCGAGGCUGACAGAAAGGCUGCUCAGAGUGGUGUGAGCCAGGUAGGCCUCAAGCAUGACUGGCGGUGUCUGGGCCUCUUGCUUUCCAUGGUGGAACAUACCAGAUAUUUCACCCCUGGUCCAGUAACUGAGGCCAAGUGGGUGCCUGUGAGAUUUGUUUGCCUGCCUUGGAAACGAAGGGGUGGCCAAGAGGGAAUGGAGGAGCUGAGGACUAGGGUGUUGGCUGGGGAUAGUUCAGGGAAACAUAUUCCACCCUCUUGAGAUGAGUUGAAAGCAGAUGUCCACUGACAUCUGCUACCCUGGUACAAAAGCCCAUAAGCAGGAAUGCCUUCCUUGUGUGCCAUUCAUGUCCUAGAUCUUGUCCUUGAUUUGCUUUGACUAACACAGCUGAGAACACCAGGCUUUGGUGUGAUGUGGUGUGGUUUUCUUGUGAGAUGCACUGUUUCCAUAACUUGUGGCGCUCAAUUUUGUCGGGUCUUUGUCUUGUUUUGUGUUUGUGUGGAACUAAAGGGCCAUGUUUACAGUGGGCAAAGACAUUUUGGUUCUUCAGAGAUGGGAGGAUGCAGGAUGGAGGGGCUUCUGAUGUGCUUGAGGUCACUGACUAGGCCUCAUAGGUUUUGAAUGAUGGUUCUUCUGAGUGAACUACAAAGAUUUUAGUGGAUAAGCCAAGGUAGACUUAGGGCGUUUUGAAGGGACAUUAAUUUGAUAACUAGACAAUUUUGCCUAUGUCAUUUAGUACCCUCAAAUCAAGGACUUUGGGCAACAUUUCCAUAGUAACCAAAUUUGAGUACCAACUCCGUCUAACUGCCGUUAUGGAAAUUGUUCACCCUCUUAGAGACUCGGUUUCUGACUUUUGAAAUGAAGAUAACCUCCCUCCUAGCGUGGUCCAGAAAAUUUUUUUAAAUAAUGCAUGCAGGUAUUAGGCACGGGCAAUUUGUAAGAAGAUGAUAGAACUACCAGGUUAGGUAUUCUAAAACUUCUUCUAGGACCAGGGACAUUGUAGAACCUCAGUAGAAUCCAGUGCUUUCCUGAGCUGUCUUGAAGCUGUUUAUCAUCCGUUGUAUAUAUAGUCCCCACAGUGCACUGUGCUCCUUCUCAAACCUUCAGUCCUGUUUUCCCUGGAAGCUCUGUUUGCUUUGUGAGUAUAAUUCAAGGCGUGCUGCUUGAUUUAUUUGGUCUGUGGGUAGGGUCCAGAGGUUGUUAAAUCCCUUUCUUGAGGAGCUCAUAUCCAGUGACAGUGGCAGACAUAGUUAUGUCACCAGGCUAGUAAUGGACACAGAGGCAUGAGACAUACCAGGUCAGACCCCCACAUGCCUGUGUGUCUGGUGUGGAGAUCACUGAGGGUGAUCAAGUGUGCGGUAGUUUAUGUGGAAUUGGGCUUAGAUAACAGAAAGUUAGCAAGCACUACAUCCUUACCCCACCCCCACCCCCAUCUGCCCACCAUACUUGCUCAUGUAUAAAGUAGGGGUAGAAGCAGACAGUCCAUCCCUCCCUGGAAGGGCUGUUGUGGUGAUUAAUAAAAUAGUGGCUAUCACUAGAGUACUUGGCACAUGGUCAGUCUCUGUUAGACAAGGGCUUCCUGCGAUGGCUGCUGUACAUGGUUGUCCCAUCUCUCAGUAUGGGGCUCUGGGGCAGGUGCUCCUGACCUGUGAAUUCUGAAGAAAAGUGUCUGUCUGAGUAAGAGGGGAAAAAAAAAAUAGUUCACUGAAAGAGGUUGUGGAGUUGCUGGUUGAAAAGAAUGAAAUGUCUGACAAAGGAGCAGUUCACAGAUCAACCUAAGGUGCCUGGAGGCCUCCUGAUUGCCAGGGGUGAGUCAUCACCACAGUCUGUUCCAGGAGUCAGUGUGUGCAGGAAGUGCGCACAGAACUGAAGCACCAAUGAGGUUCAGGGUGCCUGCUUCCUGCUUCCUACCAAGGACAGAGCAGACUAGCUGGCAACACCAGAGACUGUGCUGAUUGGAAGGCCAGGCUUGUUGAGGAUUGGCUCUCCUUUCCUGGCGAGUCUCUGGACACCAGGUAUAUCACUUCCUGUUCCUCCCUUCCUCCUGCUUUCCUGGCACAAGCCCUUUUCCUGUGGCUAUGUAGGAGCCAUGGUCUGGUUGACUCCUUUUGAGAAUGAAUGAUGUCUAGAAGGGCAGAUGUAUCCAUGCAUGCUUUUCAGCUUCUCACUUCACCCAAGGCAGCUCUGGGGAUGGGUCCUUCAUAAAGGGCUCGGUCCUCUUGGGGCCUAUUUGGCUGACAGGCCAGCUAAAGAUGGAAAGGACUUACUUCAUCAUCUGAUCUCUAGUGGCUCUGUCAGGACAUGACCUCAGGCUAUGUCCCUUGUUUGGGUAAAUGCAUUCCAGUAUCGAGAACUUGCCAGCCGCCCUUCCCCUUGCUGAGCCCCAAGUUCCGUACGUACUUUUGUAGGACUGAGGGACUUGGUUGGGCAUCUGACCAGUAAACAGAACAUUAAGUGAAAGGGCUGUCCAAGAUGUUGUGACCAUUUACUCCUUCUUCUAAAUAUCUAGUAUCCAGCAGUGUGCUAAGUGCCGUGGAGCUAAGUGCCUUGGAGCCAAGAGGCUUGGACAUCACUGCAGACUUCCUGUACCUCUCAGGAAAGUCUUUCCUCCCAGGCCUGGAAGGCUCCCUAGUAAAAUGGCCAUUUAGACAACAAGGCAGCCUCAUCUUUCAAAGUCUCCCCAGCUUUUGUGCCUGGAUAUGUUCCUGUUUGUCCUUCACAAUUUCCUUUUCCUAGCCUUUCCUAGCUACCUCUCCAACCUCUGCACUACUAGUUAAAGAGCUCUGAGCCUGACCUCUGUGAGCACACCUUUGCUCAAAUGCAUUUGUUCCUGUGCAGGCCUGUGUCCCCACAGAGCACUGAAUCCCUACAGCAGGGCCUGACACCUGAUAUAUGGAAUGUGCUCAGUAAAUAUUGGUCGAAUGAAAGAAAAGAUUGAAAAAAACAACUGAGCAGAACUAGAAGAGUUUAUGAUAUUGACUGUGGAGUCAGCCCUAUUCACAAGUACUUACAAUGCAGAAGUGAGAAACACAGACAGUCUAUCCUGGAAGUUCAAGAUGGGAAGACAUAAUAAACGUAGGAGGAGGAAGGUGAUUGCAAGUAGCAUUUGUUGUGGGUUUUAAAGAAUAGGGGGUUUUCCUAUUGAUACAGUGGGAUGGUGAUUGAUAACCAAAGGCCCAGAGGUGAGAAGUACAAAGUGUAUAUGAAGAAGGGUAUGUUCCUGGAUUCAGUAAGCUUUGGAUGUACCUACAGAUCCAUAGAGCAGUGGGAUCUUGCCAGGGAGACUGGGAACAUAGCUUGACCUAUGCCUGCCUGUGCCUCCAGCAUUCGCCAUACCCCUUAACAUGACAGAAGCCAUCUUCCUGUGUUCCUUGACCCAAGUUCCCUGCUCAGCUGCUUUCCUUCCCCUGGGUCACCUGCCCCCAUCCCAACUGUCCAGAUGUGUGAACUCUUGCAGAAGAUGCUUUGACAUCUUGGUCAUUUCUACUGUCAGAAUGUCUUCACUUUGGGCCAGCUGCUUGUGUUUUUAGUUUGUUUUCUCUAAACUGCAGAAGGGAUAAAUCAGUGCCAGGGUCUCCAGGGCAAGAACAUUGGUCUCCAGGUUCUGGUUCUGGCUGUGCCAUCAGUUGGCUGAGUGUCUGUGGAUGAGUCACAUCUCCUUGCCGGCAAACUUCCUUGUCCAUAAACAAAAAGAUGCAGAUGUGGGAACUGAACUUCCUUUCAGCUGUGGCAUUCUGUAAUGGGGUGAGGAUCCCGUGUGAGUUUCAGUUGGAAUGAGAAAGAACAUAUAAAAUGUUGACUAUGGGCUUUACUAUAGAGCUGCAUAGCUUCACCACUGAAAGACACUUUGCUUUGACUGGUUUGUGAGUAACAACUGUUGGCUGGACAAAAGCACACCUAGGUACACACAAAACACCCAGGAGGUCAGGAUUAACUGGCAUGGUCUUAGCUUCGGUUUGGUGUAAUGUUGGCUAAUACUCUGUAGAACAACCAAUUUAGAAAGUAAAGGUGGAGAUCAUGUGGGAAAUCUUGGUCAUUAGCACCACCGAGUAUUUACUACCUCUCCCCAAGGGAGAAGUAGUUUGCUGACUGAAAUCUGGAUUUGUGUCUAAUAGUGCUUGACAUUUGUGAGAAACCUCAUCGAAUUUCUAUGUUAAACCCCUGAAUCCCUGUGAUCCCAGAAGUCAGGUAGUAGAGGCAGGAGGAUCACAGAGAGGAAAGGAGCAAUUUAGCUGGAGACAGAGAGAUGUGCUAUGGUAGCCAUGUGGGAACUAACUAAGUCAGUUCCCAGAAAGCUAAGAACAAAGGCAGGGGACUGCCUGGAGAAUAGAACUCAGAAAUGAACGGGAAACAUGAGAUGUAAGAGCAAAAGGGAAGUUAGAAACAUUAAGAUCACAUGCAGAAGAAAUAUUAAGAUGUUCAAAGAUGGAAAAUGCUUUGAACAUUCCUUUGACUCAUUCAGAAGGGAAGUCUCUAAUCAUACCCAGCGAAUGUUAAUGAUUUAUGAGAAAAAGAGACACUGGACACUGUUCUUACAAAAUAACCUGCAAGUUUUCUCUCACCAAGACUAGAAGCCGCAGUGUCCACCCCUACCUACUGUGUUACCCAAAGAAAUGGGGCACAUCUGUGAAAUCCAGGUGCCAGCAGCAGAGCACUGGAGAGGUGACCUUUCCCCCAGCACUUCCCUGCAUUUGACUAGCUCAGUGGUUGUGAAGUCGCCCUCUGGCAAGACACCUACAGGAUCGAGGAGUAGGGGGGUGAAUGUGCAGAACUUAGAGUCCAGGAAACAGAUGGCCAGAUAGACUGGAGAUAGCACACUUACCACAGACCACGUAACUGGGACUCAGCUCAGGCAGUGACUCUUGUGUGAUGCUGAGGAAGCAGGAAGAAGACAAAAAAUGCCUUUCCACCCAUGAGAAGAAGGUGGCCACUGGGGGUGGGAGGCAAAGGUCAGGGAUGGGAGACUCAUUUUGUUUGGAUUGUAUCAAUAAGAACUUAGGAAUCUGGAGGCCAACAAGAUGCCUUAGUGGGUAAUAAAGGCAUGGGCCACCAAGCCUGAUGAGCUGAGUUCGAGCCCCAGGACCAUGUGGUGGAAGGAGAGAACUGGCUCCUGACAGCUGCCCUCUUUCACAUGCAUAUCAUGGUACGUGCAGUCCCCUCAACCAGUGUAAUCUUAAUUUUUUAAAAAAAAUUAGAACACAUGGGAUUUGUAUUUGACACAUUAAUGCCUCCCUUUAUUCUCUUUUGUUGUGAAGAAAAAAGCAUGAGGUACCCUGGGAAUGCCUUCCAAUUCUUCACACCUGAGCCAUACCCCUGCCAUCUCCCCUAAUAUGACAGAAAUGGGGAAGGUAGACUCAUUAUUUGCCAUGAGAACACUGAGUGUUCUGAGCAUUAGAAACAGAUUCAAGUGGCAAUCAAGUCAAUGUGUUGUCCCAUGGUUUGUCUGCAAGGAGAGUUAGUCUAAGCAGUGAGGAGCCCAAGGGAUUGCCAGUAGCUAGCUUUAUAUUGAAAUUGCCAUCUUUUUCUAGUUGGAUGUUGUUGGAGAACUCCGUGGAGCCAGAAGCCUUUUUGCUGGCUCUCUGGAGGUUUCCUGAAGCAGAAACUCAGGAGCCUGCAUCAUCCAGGCCUCCCUACUCUGCUGGCAGAGUUGCCCAUGUUCCAUGAACAGUCAGUCAGUCUUGUGUCACUGACCUUGGGCAGCAGCUCAUCUCCCACAUUUACAGAAGUGAGCUCUCCAUCUGUGUCUAGAGGCUGUGACCUAAUAAGUAGAGGAAGCUGCCUCUUCCCAGCCAUGUCUGUGCACCCAUUCCUAAUUACUAAUUCAUAAGAUGGGCUCACCCCAAUCAUAGAGCGAGGGCCAAAAAAGAACAUUAUGAACCACGCACAACCCUACUGUUUAUUUUGGAAUUUGAAAUCUUUGCUCAGAAGAUGGUCAGUGUCAGGGCUCAGGUUGUUCAUUGUCCCAUUAGGAAGCCAGUGCAGGUGGCCAUAAUGUGGGGUGGAAUCUGAGGAGGCACAGGGCCUGACAUUGCUAGAGCAUUGCCAUUUCAGAGACUCGGGUCCGGUGGCCUAUCCACAGAACAGCAGAUUCCUGAUGUUCAUGUGGGGGCCCGCCCGGGCCACACAGGAACUGUGUGUCUCUCCCAUCUACCCCUCCAGGCUGCUCUAGCUUGUGUGUAGCUUAUUUUGGACUUUAGCCUUUGGCACACCCCCAGAACUGGAACAGGAUGCUUAGUAACUGCAGGAGCACCAGGUGCUUUCUGGGUCCAGAGGGGAUUAACAGCUCCAGGGAAGCUAAGGUCAGGUUUCCAACGGACUCCAAGCUGAAGACAGACUAUAGGGAAGCAGAGCAAGGACACACACAGUGUUCUUGGGGACAAUGGAAAGAGCACCUUCGCUCAGAGGCAGCUUGUGUGAGUCCAGAGAAAGCAGUUUCUGGAUCAGCAACUAGUUCCUGCUUACAGUUGGUGGGGAGGUGAAGGGCGUGCAGUGUGUGCGUGCUCGAGUGUGUGCACGCACACACCUUGCAUAUUGGACUGAUUGCUGUUUUUCCAAGCACAUGGAAAGCGGGAAUGUGACUACAGAAUCCAAGAUGUACGCAGCAUGAGCUAAUACUCUCUGUAUUCUUAGCACCAGCUGGGGCCUGAUGAGAACAUGGAUCUACUCUUAGGCUUAAGGAAGGGCAGACUUGGAAGCCCUGAAGGAGGGCACUGCCAGUACAAAGGAGAUGUGAAGCGCAUACACAGUUUAAAAUUUCCUAGCAGCCGUAGUGAAGCAGAGUUAAUUUUAAUAACAUAUACCGUUUAACCCAAUAUACUCAAAGGUUAUUUAAUGAGCUGUUUUACAUUCUUAAUUUGGAACCAGGCUUUUGGAAGCCAGUGUCUAUUUUUUCAUUCAUAGCACACUUCACCUCAUACUUGUGUCUUAUGUGCUCACACCACUUGUAGCUAUUAGUGCCUCACAGACAGCACAGGCUGAGGAGGAACUGUGAAGCCCACACGUGUUAGAAGGUGGAAAGUGGAACAGGAAAAGUUAGACCAUGUGCCUAGAGGGAAAAAGUCCUCUGAGGGGAAACAGCUUUCCCAGGGAAGGGCUGAUCCGGGUAAUGGGUAUCAGUGGUUUCCAGCUACCUGGGGGCUUCCUCCCCCACCACGGGUUUACAUUCCAGCUGUGUGAGAUGCUUCACUAGAUCUAAACAGGGAGAAACCAAAUCAGAUGAUGUUUACCUCGACUACUUCCUUCAUUUUUCCAACAGUAAGUGGGGAACUCCAUCCACCCACCCCACCUCUCAGGAAUGGGGCUGUCUGUACUCUCCAGAUGUUAAAAGCUGGAGUGAUGGCUACAGUCCUCUGCUUUGGGUAUGGCUAGAGACAAGAGAGACUCCUAACGGAGCCCCUGAUAGCCCUCUAGUACUGUGGUUCCUCGGGUUAAAUCAGAUGCUGUCUUCUAUGGUGCACCUGACCACUUACAGGAGGAAAUGCCUUCUGCAUAUCUGGAGUAAGGCAUUCAGGAAGAGGAGUCAGAAUGUGCAUUUUUAGAAGAGGUAGACUUUGAGUGUUGGUAACAUAAUGUCAGCCAUCUCAGCCUGACUGAGGGGAGGUGUCACACGAGAGUCACAAAAGGGGCUCUUGGGCUCACAGUUUUUGCCACCUGUGCAAGGCCCCAGUCUUCACUGGGUCUUAAAAUUCCCUCUUCUGUCCUCUCCUAGUCAAAAGUUAGUAAAAUCAAGAAGUGGGGUGUGAGCCAUUGGACCUUUGUGUGUUUAUACAAUGGCAUCUCCAUUCACAUUCAGUUCCCAGAUCCUCUUUGGAGCAGCACACUGUUUGCCAGGUGAUUGACUCCAGCCACAGCUUUGGCAGUUGGUUGAAAGAUGCUAGGUACUUUUAUAAGCUGUGGACACCAUCCUAAGCGUUGUCUACAUCUGACCUGAGGUCAUCAGGCCACUAACUGGAGUUUGGACUUUUUGUUUUUAAUGAGAACUUUUGUUUUUCAUGAGCUGUGACCCAGACCAGUCUUGGCACACUGAGGCCAGAGAAUCUCUCUUGAGGUUCCCUGCAACCUUGCUUUCCAAAAUCAGGCUGAGAACCAGAAGCAUCAGUACCAGCAGCCAGCAGUGGCCAGUGUCUGGCACAGCCCAGAUAGCAAAGUCCUACUGUGCUUCAGUAGGAUCCUGGGUGAUACCAACAUCCAGCAGGAUUUUAGACACAGUGCGUGUCAGCACCCUGACUACCUAAUGGAGAUGAUACCACCAUCUCUCAGACAGCCAUUUCUGCCGUUGGGACAGCACUUGCUUUAGAAUCAAGUCACGAUCUGUCAGUAUCCCCCAUACAAGGUGUCCAGAGUUAGCAUCAUUGUUCUGAAGCCCACAGAGCAGAUGCUUGGAAAUGCCCAUUUCUCUUCUCUGGUACAUGGAAGCCUUGGUCCAGAGGCAGGGCAGAUGGUAGGUGAAGCUCAAAGCCAGCUCCAGCCCCUGGCAAAGGCCAGUGGCUCCCAAGACAUCCAAGGAGCAUCAUGAAGGGCCCUCAGUUUUGUCUUCCCCUUCUCUGCUGCCAGGAUGGAGGCCAAGGGGGUGGGUUCGAGUGGUUGAGGCCAGGAGGGGUUUUAGAGAACUUGAAGGGGCUUCUCAAAACAAUCAGGGGGGCUGGAGAGCUGACUCAGCAGUUAAGAACACCAACUGCUCUUCCAG
Molecule: messenger RNA, 12191 nt
Organism: Onychomys torridus (southern grasshopper mouse)
Lineage: Eukaryota; Metazoa; Chordata; Mammalia; Rodentia; Cricetidae
Gene: Sorbs1
Product: sorbin and SH3 domain containing 1
Exons: 30
Coding region: 296-3766 (1156 amino acids)
Biological process (GO): cell-substrate adhesion
Cellular component (GO): cell-substrate junction; nucleus; cytoplasm
Molecular function (GO): protein binding
Source: RefSeq, a predicted model, not a curated record